Molecule: messenger RNA, 1851 nt
Organism: Sabethes cyaneus
Lineage: Eukaryota; Metazoa; Arthropoda; Insecta; Diptera; Culicidae
Product: ionotropic receptor 75a-like
Exons: 8
Coding region: 1-1851 (616 amino acids)
Cellular component (GO): membrane
Molecular function (GO): ligand-gated monoatomic ion channel activity
Source: RefSeq, a predicted model, not a curated record
AUGAAGCCAUUGUUUGCUUUGUAUUUCCUGCUUCACACAGUUACUGCUGUUCUGAAUGUGCAAUUACUGGAAGAUUAUCUAAAUUGGCAACGAUUGAAAACAGUUGUUAUUUUUCAUUGUCUGGAUCAAAGUGACGAAAUAAACCACGUCUCGGUGCGUAUGAGUCAUGCCUUCGGAGGACGUAUUUAUUACGAAGAUAUUUCCAACUUCUCCAUUGGCCUUUGGAACCACAGUCACGUGAUGAGAAUCGAUUACCAGAAAUUAGGAGUCACGAUCGAUACAACGUGUGCGAACACUGUCGACUUGUUCAGGGUAAUAUCGGCGCACGAGUACUUUAAUGCUUCGUACCAUUGGCUGAUUUUUGGAAAUGAAUCUACUAAAUGUGUUCUGAAUGAGCAGAAUCUUAAUAUAGAUGCAAAGGUGACCUUGGUUAUCACCGCUGAGGAAUCUGGUGAAAGCUAUGAUGUAUAUGAUGUGUUCAGUCCAAUGAGGAGGCGUGGAAUGCCUCUAAAUGUGACCUACAUGGGGAACUGGAGUACACACUGGGGACUCAACAUUGUAGUUCAUCAGACUGAAUACGAACGUCGGUUUGAUUUUGGAGGACUUUGGUUAAAGACAGCAGUUACGCCCUUGAAUCUACUUCAUCAUUCAACGCUGCUGGAACAAUUGGAUAGUAACGGUACGGUAGAACAAUAUUCCCUCCAUCGUUUUGGGUAUCGCAUCAUGCAAGUUGUUAUGUUCAAACAUAAUUUCACGUUAAAAAUGAUCCGAACGUCAUCCUGGUUUCUGGAAAACACAGACGGACGGUCGAAUAAAGGUACAAUCGGACAAGUCGCGACUAAACAAUGCGAUUUCUUUAUAAAUCCUUUAUCUUUACGGCAAGAUAGAGUUGCACCUUUCGAUCAGACUAUCGUCAUAGCGGUUGCAAAAAUGCUUUUUGUGUUUCGCCAUCCAAAAAAAAGUCAGGCGAGAAACAUUUUCCUUCAGCCGUUUCGAAUUGACCUGUGGAUAGGGGUGCUAGCUGUAGUGGUGGUGACCGCCACUAUUUUGUUUGUCAUGUUUUGGACCGAAAUUUGGAAGGAACGCUACAGUUACGAAAUAGAAGAUAAUCGAUCUCUGUCUCUAAUGAUUAUUUUUGGAAUUUUGUGUCAACAGGGGUUCGCCGCUAAAACGUAUCUCAGUUCCUCUAGGAUCAUCCUGAUAAGUACAUUAAUAUUUUCUGUACUCAUCCUACAAUUCUAUUCCACAUAUAUCGUGGGCUAUCUACUGAUUACUCCACCAAAGUUCAUGAAUACGCUUAAACAUUUGUUAGACAGUGACUUGAAAAUAUUGAUUGAAGAUAUAGCAUACAAUGCAGACUACCUAAAGACAACGAAAGACCCGGUGGCAAUCGAAUUAAAUAAUCGAAAAAUUCGCAAUGAGGUUAACAAUUUUGUAAAUGUUACGGAAGGAAUCGCUCGGGUUAAACAGGGAGGCUAUGCAUUCCAGUGCGAUACAGCGUACGCCUACCCGCUGGUAAAGGCAACAUUCACGGAUAAGGAAAUUUGCGAUUUACAGGAAGUAUAUCUUAAUCCUAUUCGUCUGAUGCAGAUACCACUCCGUAAAGGUAGCCCAUUCACGGAAAUGUUUCGCAUAACAUUUUGUAAAACUGUAGAAACCGCGAUAACAAGAUACCAUCAGAAACGUUUCUUUAGCGACAAACCAAAAUGUGCUAAAGAUGAGCGAGAAACUAAGGCAGUUCAUUUUAAUGACGUUUCAACACUGUUUGUGGGAUUUACGGGCAUGAUUUUUGCUGUAUUAUUAACCGAGUCGGCCUCCCGAUGGGCCAGCAAAGUCUGCGACUGUGUAUAA